Tachysurus fulvidraco (yellow catfish) is the source of this 3198-nucleotide messenger RNA. RefSeq lists its product as uncharacterized. The record is from RefSeq and is a predicted model, not a curated record. NCBI's taxonomy places the organism in Eukaryota, Metazoa, Chordata, Actinopteri, Siluriformes, Bagridae. The transcript has 6 exons. The coding region runs from base 369 to 1418 and encodes 349 amino acids.
CUUCUUUAUUUCUCUCUACAGUCGGUGUUCUUAGAGCUUCUCUGCUGGCUGAUGGCACUAACAUACGACUCGCUGGUGGCAGCGACUCCUGCUCUGGUAGAGUAGAGAUCCUGCAUAAUGGCCAGUGGGGAACAGUGUGUGAUGACUACUGGGACCUGAAUGAUAGAGAGGUGGUGUGUAGACAGAUUGGAUGUGGUAAAGCUGUCACUGCUCAUCAAAGUGCCCACUUUGGUCAGGGAUGUGGUGAAAUAUGGCUGGAUGAUGUUGCUUGUUUUGGAAAUGAAAGCACCAUCACACAGUGCACUCACAGAGGAUUUGGAGUAAACGACUGUAACCAUGGUGAAGAUGCUGGUGUUACUUGCUCAGACAUGCAGAGUCCAACACUGACUCGGAUCUCCCCAAACGCUGUGGUUUCACCUGGAGAAGUCCUGCAGUUCAAAUGUACCACACCCAGUCCAUGCAUCUCUGUAGACUUCAGUUUGUAUAAAACUGGGAAAUUGAUAAAGAACCAAACUGCAGAGACUACAACAACAUUUACUCUGACUGUAGAUGCCUUACAUCAGGGUCAGUACACCUGUGACUACUCAUACAAGGAAAGUAACUCUACAUCAUCUAGGAGCAACUCCAUUAACAUCACUGUAGUGAACUUGCAGCAGCCAAAUAUCUCUUUCAUUGCUGCUAAUGGAUGGUACCGCUAUGGGCCUGAAGGACCAGAAUUGAUCAAGGGCUAUGGCUUCUCCAUCAUCUGCUCCACUGACCCUCAGUAUGCAGGAGGUUCCUUCCAUUUGGGCUUUAGUGGAUCCAACACCUCCAGAAUUCAGUCAGCUGUUAACCACUCAGCUGUCUUCCUUUUUCCCGAAGCAGAUUUUGAUCAUCAGGGAAAGUACAGCUGUACUUAUGAAGUUAAAGUGUCUUCACAUACCUUUAACUCCAUUGCCACUGAACCCCUUUUUGUUGCUGUGAAAGCAUCUCUAGCUCCAUACAUUGGUAUCGGGGUGACAGCAGGACUGCUUCUCAUCUUAGUUCCAGUCAUCAUUAGCUUUGUGAAGUCACAGAAAAGACAGAAACUUCAGAGUGACACAAAGAGAGAUUCACAGCGUGCUAAAAAGACAUAUGAGUGUCACCAAGCAGAGGCAGAAACCAUUUUCUACCAGAAGGAUGAUUCUGAGGACUCGGAUAAUGACUACAUUAAUGUAGAGGCUGAACAAAGAAGUGAUGCAGAUGAUGACUAUAUUAAUGUUGAUGCUGAGGAACAAAGACAUGAUUCUGAGGACUCGGAUAAUGACUACAUUAAUGUAGAGGCUGAACAAAGAAGUGCUGCAGAUGAUGACUAUAUUAACGUUGAUGCUGAGGAACAAAGACAUGAUGUGGACAAUUACUAUGAGGAUGCAGAAAUUUGUGAAAACUCUGUAGGGUAAUGAGGAAAACUAAAUGAUUAUCCAAUGAUGGAGGUACAGACAAGUGCAGGCAGCAAACAAAACAGAAACUAAUACAGAGAGGCAAAUUGAAAGGUGCUAAAUUGGUAGACUUAUAGCCAGACUUAGAUAGACUCUGUAUUAUAAGCAAAAGGUGCUGCAUCAAUUUAGUUAAGGGGUGUGUAAGGGAUUUGCAAUUAUGCAAGCAAGUUAUUGUAAGUUUCCUUUCAUUCUUGUUUCCCUAAAACAUUUCUUUUCUCAAUUCAGUCUUGUUAGUUACUAUAUCACAUAAAAGGAGGAAAAGAUGUGGUCUGUUAUCUUUUUUUUUAAACAUCACUAAGACCUGUCAAAAUCAAAGUCACAGUUUAUUUUUAAAGCACUUUUUUUUAAAAACAACAAGUGUUUGUCAAAGUGCUGUACAUACAAAAGGAAACAUGUUCAUAAAUACAAACACAUAGAAACACACUUAAGACACAAUAAAAGAAAGCAGCUCUCACAUGGCAUCGAAAGUCAGUGUCAUGACUCGGGGCAGAAACGGACCCAAACGCAGGAUAGCUCAAAUCAAAGUGGGUUUAUUAAUGCGGAAACACGAAACAUGAAAUAGACUAGACAGGACAAAGACAACAGUGUAUUCCGCGCUGCACAAGGCAACGCGGCACGGUUAUAUAGACGAGGUAAUGACUAUGGGAAACAGGUGUGUGGAAACGGAAGGAGCAGACAAGGGCAGGGCAGACACGUGACGAAGAACAUAAGCACAUGCACGUGGCCAAAGUCCCGGCUGAGUCCUAACAGUCAGACUGUAAAAAUAAGUUUUCAGGCAAGACCUUAGUGCUCUUGAUGGAGCAUACAGAUUAAUCAAAUCUGAUAAAUAACUUGGUGCUGACCCAUUAAUCCUGAAUCCUAUAAUGGUAGCCGGUGAAGAGACGUGAGAAUGGGAGUGAUUUGUUCCCGCUUUCGUAACAGAAACAUCUGUAACAGAAGUUUUUUUUUAAUAAGAAUAAUUUUUAUAUCUACUAUGUUAGUGCUAUGAUCAGUGGCACCAUAAUUGUUUUAGGCUCAACCAAUGAUGUGCUUUACAUGUCCUGUAGCUACACCCUGACCCCAACACAGAUUGUGUAUCUCUACUCUUAUGGCAGGUUGAAGUUGUAACCUUUUUAUCUAACACACUCGAAAUGUUGAACGUUCACUUGAAUGUUCAUGUACGGACUGUAUUUUUUGUUGCACAUACAAUGCUGGGAACUUGAUAUACACAAAUGUACGUACUUUGUAUGUUAAUGUGUCCUUGUGUUCUAGAAACUUCUAUGCAAUAGAAUGUUUAUAUUGGGAUGAUUGACUGCACAGGUUGUGUGAAUCCCAAGUUAGAUAAUGAAGCUGGUGGGGGUGGAAAGACGUGGGAACAGGAGAGGUGGGAAAGAGAGAAGCGGGAAAAAGAAAACGAUGUAAUGUGUCUGAGAGAGAUGUAGUGACCUCAUAUAACUCAGAUAAUUAUUUAAUUUGUUUAUACUUGUUUGUGUGUUUAUUGUUAGACAAUUUGUUAAAAAAUUAUAGUGAUCCCAUACUUUUGGUGGCAUGGUAGACACAAUUUUUUUAGUGUUUAAAGCUAAACAUUUAAUUCACAUUUAAUCUUGAUAAGGUGUGACAUUGUCUUAAGUAGAAGUUAGUGAACCUUCAUCCCAACUGUUAUAUUUCAUCCAUUUUUACUUAAUGUGAGUUUAUAAAUAAGUGGUAUUUUAUUUUGCUCACUUAUUUUGUUAAUAAAUUCAAUUUGUGUUCAUCUUUAAAA